This is a messenger RNA of Centruroides sculpturatus (bark scorpion), 872 nucleotides long. RefSeq names its product sodium channel and clathrin linker 1-like. The record is from RefSeq and is a predicted model, not a curated record. Lineage: Eukaryota; Metazoa; Arthropoda; Arachnida; Scorpiones; Buthidae. The transcript has 6 exons. The coding region runs from base 37 to 852 and encodes 271 amino acids.
CAAUUGUUUUAACUUAAUAACAUUUCUAGAAUUUCCAUGAGCAUGGAUAACAGUAUUGCAUUAUUGAAUGUGACUUCUGGUGAUGAAAAUAAAAAGGAAUCUCAAAAAAUUACAUUAUUAGAAGAAAAUGAAAUACUUUUAAGAAAACAAAUUGGAGAAUUACAGGAAUGCCUUAAGGAACAAGAGAAAAAGCUCAAAUCUGUGCAGGAAGAACAAAAUAAAGUAAUUCAGUUGGAAUCGGAAGUAUCGAGUUUAAGACGUAUGAUAGAAAUAAAAAUAAAAGAUUGGACAGUAACAGAAGAAAAAGCAUUAGAAAUCAUGAAGAACAUUAAAGAUAAUUUUAAGAAGAGAGAGAAUGAUGUGACAAUAGAAUCGAAGAAAUGUAUUGAUAGCAAAAAGCAGGAAAUUACAUACUUGAAAGAAAAAUUACAGUCAACACAAAUUGAUUAUGAAAAGAAGAAAAAGCAAUUGGAGAAAAUAAAUGAAGAAUUAGAAAAAAGAGAAAAGUUGUUAUUAGAAUAUCAAGAAAGAGUAAACAAGGUUUUACAGAAAGAUGAAGAAAAGCAACAAUUAACAAAAGAAGUAAAUGGUUUGAGAAGUAAAUUAACAGAUAAAAUACACGAAAAUGAAGUAUUAGAAUUGAAUAUGAAUACUUUAAAAACAAUAUGCACUGAAUUGGAAGAUCAGAUUCAUGUUCUCGAACGAUUAUUGGAAACACAUCAGGAAAAUGAAUCCAAAUUAAUAAAACAAAAGGAAUCAUGUCAGAAUGAUAUAGAAAAACUGGAAGAUGAUGUAAGAAAUACUCAGGAAACACUAGCUAAAGAAAAAAGAAACAGGUUUGAAUUAUUAUGAAAUAUAUUUAAUUUUGUUAA